This is a messenger RNA of Drosophila elegans, 4338 nucleotides long. RefSeq names its product protein split ends. Gene Ontology annotation, molecular function: cell adhesion molecule binding. Gene Ontology annotation, cellular component: extracellular matrix. Gene Ontology annotation, biological process: extracellular matrix organization; cell adhesion. Bases 379 to 3912 code for a protein of 1177 amino acids. NCBI's taxonomy places the organism in Eukaryota, Metazoa, Arthropoda, Insecta, Diptera, Drosophilidae. The transcript is spliced from 6 exons. The record is from RefSeq and is a predicted model, not a curated record.
AUCUUCAGUUAAGCUUCGAACUUUUACCAGGCAAGUCGUGUCUGCGGCUGCAACCAUUGGCAGUCACUUGAGAAGUUCACAACGCGGCUGAAAACGUUAACGGAAUUUUAAAACCGAGAGCGAAGAAAACAGCAACUGCAUCAUUUGCAUAAAGCAAAUAGAAAACGUAACGAAAAUAACUUGGGCCAAAGUUGAUUUGGAUUAAGUGUUGUUAUUUCGCGUCGCAUAACUGACAUUUUUUCGCGCGCUCCCAUUUUUUCUGGACCAAUUCCAGCGGUAUCGCGUCUGUUUCGUAAGAAAAUAGUGCAUUGAUAUCGGAUUGAUUGAGAAAACAAUAACAGUUGAAUAAAUAUCGUAUCUGGAACUCCCGAGUGAAUCAUGAGAGUCUCGUUGGCAUUGUGGGGCACUUUGUGCCUGUGGGUGGUCACUGCGAAUGCACAAGGAUUUAUACCACCACUCAAUGCAGGGCUUCACAAUGGGCCGCCCUUUCACAACUCGCAGCGCCGCCAGCUGAACGUGCAGCAGUACAAUCAGCAAAGCUUUGUCCAGGCGGGAGUGGAGCUGCCAAUUCCCCACCGUGGCCACCAGCAACACACGCAUCUGCAUCACCAACAGCUCCCGCAGCAACAUCGCUUCGGGCAGUUCCCACAGCAGCAGCAACAUCAGCCGCUGCAGCAGCAACAGCAGCCCCACAACAAUCAGCAGUUCCAACGCUCGACCCAAAACCAAUUGCAGACGGCUCCCCAAUUCCCGCAGCAGCAACAGCAGUUGCCCUCAUCCGCCGCUGGUAUAGAUUUGCAUCACCAAAACUUCUUGGACUUGCGCAACUUUGCUGGCUCCCAGCAGCAACAUCAACAGCAACAGCAACAUCCCCAGCAACAGCGCCACAAGCAAUUCGAUUCCCGAUUGCAAUCCACGGCUUUUCCCCCUCAGCCCUCGCCGGAAACCUACCAGCAACAGCAAUUGCAUCAGCAGCAGCAACAGCAGCAGCAGUUUGCCUUCCAGCAACCACAGCAAUUCGGACCCCAAGUUCUGCCCCAGACUACACAAAAGCUGCCCAGCCAGGCGCCAGUGCCCACUUUCCAGACCAUUCCGCAGCAGCAGCAAAGCCAGUUUAACUACCAGCCGCAGUCCAGCCAGCAGCAAUAUCAGCUGACUCCGCAGUUGGGACUGCCGGUGCCGCAGAUCUUCAGCAAUGUGCAGGCCACACCCUUCCCGGAGCCCACCAGGGGAACCUUCCAGCAGCAACCGCAGCAGCAACUGCAGCAGCAACCGCAGCAGCAACAACAGCCCCAAUUCCAGCACCAAUUUGUAAAUGCCCCUUCGCCCGUUCAACCGCAAGCCCAACCAGCUGACCAGGAGUACAAACAAAAACUGAUCCAAAAGCACGAGCAGUUUGUGGCCAAACAGUAUGAGAAAUCACAGCAUAAAGUGCGUCAGCAACACGAAGAGUUCCUGGUCAAGCAGCACCAGAUCAAGCAGCACAUUCUGCCCACAAUUGUGACCCAGCACAAUGGCAACUACCAGAACUCUCCCUAUGUGGCGGCACCGGCACGUGGCCGACCAGUGGCCCAUCCCACGGAGUACAAUCAGUUCAACAGUGCCCUGCAGCAGUAUUACAAGGAGCACCCGACGACGACAACGACCACCACGACAACAACCACAACUACUGAGGCCACCACCACGCCCAAGAAGAAUAUCUUUGCGCAGGUGAAAUCGGAAUUGGGAAAAUAUCCCAGUCAGAAGUCGGGCAAGAAGCCGGUGAAGACGAUUGCCCGAGAUGAUCUGCUCAAGCAGCUGAAGGCAGCCUUGUCCGAGGCACCACAACAACCACUGACUGGCAACAAGACAUACGACGAGAUGGACUUGGUACUGCCCAAUGGACAGCGGGUUCAGGUGAUCCGCACCACGGAUCCCAAUUUGGUUCAGGGUCAGAAGGCCUACUCGCAGGAGCAGCUGCAGACACUGUUGGCCCAACAGGCCCUGGGUGGCGAUGCCAAGCUCAGUUUGACCGAUGUGGCUCCCACCAAGAGUAAGGAUCUUGAGCUGCCUGGUGGCGGAAAGGUGCAGAUCCUGCGAUCACCCGAUCCCCAGGAGUCGGACACACUGCCCAGUGGUUCGCUGCCCGGUGGCGUGGACCUCUCCAGCUUGGCCGCCCUCUACGGCGGUGGAGCAGGUGACAUUCAGGGCAUCAGCAGUGGGGCAAACAGCAUUGCCAGUUCCGCUGUCAUAACCUCCGAUUCGGAUGAGCCACCAUCGCUGGAAGAGCUGGCCAAGCGCGGACUCAUUCCCGAUGGCUAUGAGAUCGAGGGCUUGACCUCCAAAUCACAGGCAACGGCCACCGCUGCACCGCCACCCACUCUGCCGCCCAAAAAGAAGGCCACCUAUGUGUAUCUCGAGGAGCAGGCCGAUGGCAGCUUCAAGAUUCAAGGAGUCAAGGCUAACGGUGAGAAGGAGACCAAGCAAACUGGUUCGGAGGUGGAAAGUAUUCUGGAGAGGAUUAGGAGCGGUGAGAUUAAGCUGCCGCCUUCAGUUUCACGUUUGACUUUGCCCAACGAUGAGCUGGUUGAGAUCAAGAGCGGCAAGAUUAUUCAGACCACCCGUGCGCCAACGACCACUUCUACAACCACCACCACAACAACCACUACUCCCACACCAUUUGUUUCCCGCGGAACACCCAGCAACCACAGGCAAUAUCAUCCAUCGAGGACUUCGACAACAACCACAACCACUACUAGCACACCAACCACAUCGCGCCACAAUUUGAUUUUUGAGAGCAGCACCAGCCGUGCAAAUGCCGCUAGUCUGAUCCGCACCACUCCAGCUCCCAUUUACGGUGGAUCCACGGUGACAGUUUCUCCAUAUCUGGAAGGUGUGUCCACCCACUUGCCGGUGGUGACCGAACGGCUAUCCGAUUUGGCCAACACUCCUGAGUUGCUGCCGCCAGUGCCCCAAUAUGCCGAUGCCCUUGUCCAGGAGACGGAGAACACCGAGAAGGCGGCACAGGCCAGUCCGUCAACUGGAUCUGUACUGUCCAAUCCCAGCGAGGAUCUGCUGCAGAUCCUCAAGACCAACGGACUCUUCGCCAUGGCCAAAUAUCUGAGGCAGUCGGGCCUGGACAGCAUUCUCAACGAGACCGGCCCUUACACCAUCUUUGUGCCCACCGACAAGGCCUUCAAGAAUCUACUGGUGCAGUUGGGAGGACCUGAAAGGGCCGAGGAGAAGUUCCAGUCAAAUCCCAGAUUACUGAGCGGGCUGCUGCUCCACCAUGUGAUCCCCGGAGCCUUUGAGAUAGCCACUUUGCAAGACGAGAUGACUGGCGUUUCUCUAGCCGGAACCCAGUUGCGCGUUAAUCAGUACAACAUGCAUGACCAGGAGUGGAACGAUGUGACUCUCACCACCAUCAAUGGAGCCAUGGUUGUGCUGAACAAGAAGGACAUUAAGAUCCCCCAGGGAGUAGCCCACGCCGUCGAUCGCGUGAUGUUCCCACUGCCCGUUGGAGAUAUUCUGCAAACCCUGCAGUCUGAUCGCGAAGGUCGCUUCAGCAAUUUCCUCAAGAUUUUGUACACCUCUGGACUGUCCGAGAAGCUGCAGAGCAAGGGUGUCAAGACCUACACGGUUUUCGCUCCUGUGGACAAGAGCUUUAGCGAACUGGAUUCGGACACUCUGGAAAAGCUCUACAACGACAAAGAGGCCGCCGAGCAGUUCGCCAUGAAGCACAUAGUUCCCGGAGCACUUUUCUCCGCCGGCAUGCGUUUCUACCAGGUUAAGGACUCGCUGUCUACGGGCAAAACCGUUAUCCUGCAGAAAACGUCCGCCGGCAAGAUCAAGGUGAACGAUGCCCAGAUGGUCACAUCGAAUAUCCCAGCCACCAAUGGAGUGAUCCAUGCCCUGGAUGGGGUUUUAGCGUGAAGAGAUUAGAGCUGCGGGGGACUGAGCGGCCCUUCUUCAAGCAGUUUUUGUUUAAGCCUUAAGAUUAGUUUAAGCGAGGAGGAGUUUCAUCAAUCACAUCCAAAAUUGUUAGAGAAAUCUUGCCAAAGUCCAGGACUGGACUUAAGAAAUUACAAUUCUUUAUAGAACUGGUGCGAAUCCAUCGAGUGUAAGUGAUUACGCAUUGAUUUGGUGCUUCCAUAAACUUUUCUGUAUUUUUUCUUUUUCGCCUUCAUAAAACAGUCAUUACAAAUAGUUCAAUUUAAGAAAGGAGCAGAGAAUGUAUAAAAAAACCAAGAGAAGUGAAAUCUGAUUGGGAUCUAAGCUAAGUUCACAUAUAAUUUAUUUUUGGCAUUAAAUCCAAUGCAAAUUAAUUUACAAAAUUCUGUAAAAUAAAUAAAAUAUAGU